AUGACAUCAAUAAAGCCAUUCCAGCUAGAAGAUCUAUUCACAAUCAACCCAGUGAACCUCGAUCCAUUGACUGAAAAUUUCAAUAUUUCUUUCUACUCACAGUACUUGACACAAUGGCCCAACUUAUUUUACAAAUCAGUAGAACAUACAACAAGUGAUGCCAUCACCACUACUAGCGGAUAUAUGAUGGCUAAAAUUGAAGGACAGCUACUGAAAAUGGAGUACCAUACACACAUCACUGCAGUUACAAUCCACGAUCAGUAUCGACGUCUAUCACUCGCGUCGAAAUUGUGUUUACAAUUGGAAAAAAUUAGUGAAGUGCAACUGACGCUAUUUAUCGAUUUAUUCGUCAAAGUGACAAACUUGUUGGGGAAGAAGCUUUAUGAAAAGUUGGGGUACAGUGUUUAUCGACGAGUUGUGGGGUAUUAUGGUUUUGGUGGUGGUGGUGGUGGAGAGAUGCCACAUGAUCGUAAUGACAUUAAUGAUGAUAUCGAUGCUUUUGAUAUGCGGAAGUCGUUGCCAUUGGAUAAAGAUAAUCAGACAGUGAGAGGGUUGGGAGAGAAGGUGUAUGUACUACCAAAUGAAAUUGUAUUCUAG
Molecule: messenger RNA, 597 nt
Organism: Lodderomyces parapsilosis
Lineage: Eukaryota; Fungi; Ascomycota; Pichiomycetes; Serinales; Debaryomycetaceae
Product: peptide alpha-N-acetyltransferase complex B subunit
Exons: 1
Coding region: 1-597 (198 amino acids)
Biological process (GO): N-terminal peptidyl-methionine acetylation
Cellular component (GO): NatB complex
Molecular function (GO): protein-N-terminal amino-acid acetyltransferase activity
Source: RefSeq, a predicted model, not a curated record